Messenger RNA from Oryza brachyantha (malo sina), 2862 nucleotides. Its product is annotated as BTB/POZ domain-containing protein At5g66560-like. Lineage: Eukaryota; Viridiplantae; Streptophyta; Magnoliopsida; Poales; Poaceae. The record is from RefSeq and is a predicted model, not a curated record. Gene Ontology annotation, molecular function: protein binding. Bases 470 to 2476 code for a protein of 668 amino acids. The transcript is spliced from 4 exons.
UCCCAUGGCGGCAUGGAGUGGUUAGCUCACACACCUCAUCACAGAUUCACAGUAUCACACACACAGACACACAAAAAGCAUAGCCAUUAGCCAUAGCCAUGGGAUUAUCUACUGCUAGCAGCAGUCAAUUAGUAGCAGGAGAUAGAUAAUUAAGUGGAAGCAAAUGAUGAGAGGAGAUUUGGUUAAUCCAUGGAGGGAGAGAGAGAGAGAGAGAGAGAGGAAGGAGAUGUAGCUUUCCAUUACAUGUCAUCGCCAGCGAGCAAUAACUCCGAGCAGAUGACAGGCGGCUCAACGGAAGUGGGAUUCUGAGGCCAAUUUAUUCGCGCCCUAAAUACGCCUACCCACCCUCUCAAUCAGAGCGAGACGCCGGCGUACGUAGCUCGCCGUCCCCUCCUCCUCGCCCCGAAUUGCGGCGCCUCGGAGAAGGAAGGAAGUCCAGGAGGGGGCAGCAGCGGCGGCGGUGGCGACCAUGUCGUCCGCCGGGCAUGGCGCGACGAGGGGUCAGGCGUGGUUCUGCACGACGGGGUUGCCGAGCGACGUGGUGUUCGACGUGCAAGACAUGAGCUUCCACCUCCACAAGUUCCCGCUCAUGUCGAAGAGCAGGAAGAUACAUCGCAUGGUCAUGGAGCAGGAGGAAGAGCAACCGCCGCGGAGGCGGCGGCGGCGGCGGAGGAGGAGGAGGACGACGAGUGAGGGAAGCAAUGCCGGUGAGGAAGGUGCUGAGCAGACGGAGAUAGAGGAGGCAGAGGAGGUGGAGGAGGAAGACGAGGAGGAGGAGCAGGCGAGGAAGGAGGAGGGACGACCGUACUGCAUUGUGUUCCCGGACUUCCCCGGUGGGCCGGGCACGUUCGAGGCGGCGGCGAAGUUCUGCUACGGCGUCCGCGUCGAGCUCACCGCCUGGAACGUCGUGCCGCUGCGGUGCGCGGCGGAGUACCUGGAGAUGACGGAGGAGCACGCCGAGGACAACCUCGCGGCGCGCGCGGAGGCCUACCUGGAGCAGACCGUGCUCCGGCACCCCGGGGAGGCCACCAAGGCGCUCAAGUCCUGCGAGGAGCUGCUGCCGCACGCCGAGGAGCUCGGCAUUGUCGACCGCUGCGUGGAGGCCAUCGCCGCGCGCUCGUCGGCCGCGUCGCGCUCCUGGUUCGACGACCUGGCCGUCCUCGGGCUGCAGAUGUACAAGCGGGUGAUGGCGGCCAUGGCCGAGCGCGCCGACGUGAGGACGGAGGCCAGGGAGAGCUGCCUCGUGUCGUACGCCAAGGGCACUAUCCCUGGCCUUUCGAGGUCGAUGCGGCGGCGGCUCGCGUCGGCGCCGGUGUCGUCGGAGGUGGAGCAGAGGGAGCUCCUGGAGGCGGUGGUCGCCAGCCUCCCCGCCGACAAGUGCUCGGGGCGCGUGGUCACCGCCAAGUUCCUGUUCGCGCUGCUGCGGACGGCGCACAUCCUGCGCGCGUCGAACGCCGCGCGCGCGGCGCUCGAGCGGAAGGCCGCGACGCAGCUGGAGCACGCCACGCUGGAGGACGUGCUCAUCCCGAGCUACUCCGGCGCCACGGAGACGCUCUACGACGUGGACUGCGUCGAGCGUGUCGUCAGGCACUUCCUCGCCGAGGAGGAGGAGCUCGGCGAGGCCGAGGCGUCGACCUCCGCUGCCGCAAUCACCGAAGAGGCGGCGGCGGCUGCCACGACGCUGUCGCGGCCGUCGGCCGUUGCCAUGGUGCACGUGGGCAAGCUGGUCGACAGCUACCUCGCCGAGGUCGCGUCCGACGACAACCUGAAGCCCGCCAAAUUCUGCGAGCUCGCGCUCGCGCUGCCGGACCACGCCCGCAUCUACGACGACGGCGUCUACCGCGCCGUCGACAUCUACCUCAAGGCGCACCCGCGGUUGACGGCGGAGGAGAGGGACAGGGUGUGCGGCGUGGUGGACGGCCGGAAGCUGACGGUGGAGGCGUGCACGCACGCGGCGCAGAACGAGCGGCUCCCGCUGCGGGCGGUGCUGCAGGUGCUCUUCUUCGAGCAGCUGCAGCUCCGGCGCGCCAUCACGGGCACGCUGAUGUCAUCCUCCUCCGGCGCCCCACAGGCACGGCAGCACCGCCACUACCACCAGCAACCCCGACCGGCGGCGCCGUCGUCGUCUCGGCACUCGGUCGAUGGCACCGGCGGCGACGCGUGGCGGCCGGCGGCGAUGCAGGAGAGCCAGGUGCUGCGUCUGGACAUGGACAGCAUGAGGAACCGCGUGCAGGACCUGGAGCGGGAGUGCUCCAGCAUGAGGAGGGCCAUCAAGAAGAUCGACGGCCGCGGCAGCAGCUGCAGCGCCGCCGGGUCGCCCCGCCGCAGCGACGCCGGCGACGCGUCGGCCGACGGGUCGGCGCGGCCGGCGAACUGGCGGUCGCGGUACGGGUGCAAGUUCAGCACGCAGGUGUGCGACUCGCACGCGCGCAACGUGGUGGCGUCGAGGGCGUCCAGGAUGGGCAUGAGCCCAUAGCCACAGCCAUCGCCAUGGCCCGUUCGACUCUACGAAUCGUCAGAAUUCUCGACAGAAAUGUACGCCCGAGAUGAAAUUUUUUUGAUAAAUUCUCCAACAUCGUGAAUCCAAAUCCAGCAUGGUUCGUGCACACGGUAGGGAUCCAAAUCCAGCAUGUGGUGUAUCAUAUGUACGUACGGAAUGCCAUUUGUGAAUGUGGUUACGGGUUCUUUCAUGGCCUGUCAUCUGUUCGUUCCAUGUGUGUGUUGUUAACUUUUGCUUUUGUGCGGAAGAUCGGUCUCAAUGCAUAGUUUAUAGUAUAAUUAUCAAAAUUAUAAGCUAGUUAACUGAGCUAGAUAAGUUUUAUAGGGAUGAAACUAUUCUCUCAUUUAAUGACACUGUCAAAU